Sebastes umbrosus (honeycomb rockfish) is the source of this 5128-nucleotide messenger RNA. RefSeq names its product microtubule-associated protein 1S-like. Gene Ontology annotation, molecular function: actin binding; microtubule binding. The transcript has 10 exons. The coding region runs from base 40 to 4113 and encodes 1357 amino acids. Gene Ontology annotation, cellular component: microtubule; dendrite; synapse. The record is from RefSeq and is a predicted model, not a curated record. Gene Ontology annotation, biological process: dendrite development; axonogenesis; regulation of microtubule depolymerization. NCBI's taxonomy places the organism in Eukaryota, Metazoa, Chordata, Actinopteri, Perciformes, Sebastidae.
UUCUUUCAAUGACAUCACACCCAAGUGCAAGUUUCCAACAUGGCGUCCAGCCGGGUGGCUGAGAGGAGGGAGGUCCAGGAGGAGCCGAGGAGAGCUGCUGCUGCUGCUGCUGCGACCGCAAAGCCUUUUGACUUGUGCCUCCACAAAUACUCCCUGCUCAUCAUCAUAGGACGGACCGCUCAGCUCAGACACACUGGACCCAUCAGCGGGGACAUUGAGCGAGGUAUUCGCUCAUGGGACGUUGACUUAAAAUCCUGUAACCUGAACCUCUAUCUCCAAGAAUUUCUCUCCCAUCACACGGCGUCUUUCAAGGGUGCAGGGCAGAAGUGUCUGCGCCACAGUACCAGAGUGUUGGACACUCAGGUGCUGAUCAGUCCAUCUCAGGAACAGGUUCACUCAGAGGUGUUUGCUCUGCUGUCCAGGGAAUCGGCCCAUAAGCUGUUGAUCUUGGCCGGCCAGAGCGCGGAGGAAAGUGGCGACCUGCUGUUUCACAAAGGACUGUUCUCACCACACCAACUGAAACAAAUACUAACAGAGCAGUUCAUAGAUGAAGGAGAGAGCUCUGCCUCCUCCUCCAAACUCAGUCUGACCCUCAGCUGUCCCAACAUCGGCCAGUGGAGGAAGACUCUCUUGGAGAACCGGCCUCUGCAGGGUCCUUUAACGCUGCACAUCAAUCCCCCAGAGGUGCUGCCCGUCAUGGAGGCCCUGGGGGAAUUCACCUCCCUCAUCUCUGGUACCCUGUCCCCUCCGUCUCCCUUCGACCUCCUGCCUCCUCCAACCACCGUGGGGUUUCUGAAGCUGUCACGCCCCUGCUGCUACGUGUUCCCCGCCGGCCGCGGUGACUGUGCCUUUUUUGCUGUCAACGGGUUCACGGUGCUGGUGGACGGCGGCUCGGACUCUCAGGCCUGUUUCUGGAAGCUGGUCCGCCACCUCGACAGAGUUGAUGCGGUUUUGUUGACGCACAUCGGGACAGAGAACCUCCCCGGGGUCAACGUCUUCCUCGAGAGGAAGGUGGCUGAGCUGGAGCUGAGCUCUGAUAUCAAAGAGGACUCGUCUAAGAGGACCAUCUCCCCAGAGCUCGGAGUCGUGUUUUUUAACGCCCCCAGCAGGCUGCAGGUGGAGGAACAGCCUUGUUUGGACAAUGUACUGAAGAGCACGCACCAGGCGGCCCUAACCCUACAGCUGUUGAAGAAGUUAGACAUCAGACCACAUCCAUUGUUUCGCCCGCAAGGGGUCCCCAUUGAGCCGCUAACCCUGUUCCAGAAGAUGGGAGUGGGACAGUUGGAUUUAUACAUCCUCAACCCCGGCAAAAACAGCCAGGAGUACCAGACGUUCAUGCAAAACUGGCCUGACGCCGUGUCAUCAGCAUCCAAAUCCCAAACUCUCCCUCUCACCGCCCUGGCCUCAGUGUCUGCCCUGCUCGUGUGGCACCCAGCGUGCCCCCAGGAGAAGGUGGUCAGGGUGCUGUUCCCUGGUGUCACCCCACAGGCAAAGCUCUUGCAGGGGCUGGAGAAGCUGAAGGGGCUGGCCUUCCUCCAGAAACCCACGGUGACCACCGGGGAUAUGGAGAAGCUGGGGGAGGACAGAAAGACACUGAGGACAGAGAGCCAGGACAGCGGAAGGUCACAAGGGAAGGAGUCAAUGCCCAAACACGGAAAAGAGCGGGGAGUUAAAGAAGAGGGACUGGUAAGGGAAAAGGGAAAAUUAUUAAAUGGAGUCGCUACAAGAGAUGUUGAUAAAACCAGAAUCAAAGAGACGGGUGUAAAGCAAAAAGGAGCAACGUCAGAGAAGAGUACCUCAAAGAAAGGAGGAGGGAAGGAUGGGAAAAAGGAGGAGAAGCCGGGAAAUAAAGAGGAGAACGAUGUUAUGAGGAACGAUCAGGGGAAAAAGGAUGUUCUCCCUUACAAACCAAAGAACGAAAAUAAAAUCAAGCUCAAAAAGGAAGCAAAAAAUGACUCUAAAACAGGGGUGAAGAAAACAAGAAAACCAUCAGGAAAGGAGGCAAAUAAUGGCAAGAAGUGUGAACUGUCAACAAAACCCGACACUGGGAAUGUGUUGCCACAGCCAGGGGGUAUUGAUACAAAGCAGCAGAAUCAAAAACCAGACAAAGAGUCUGAAGAGAACCCCUGUGGCUCCAAAAUGUCUACCCCUGAGGAUAUGACAGCCGAUUUUCUCAGGCUCCGGGAGGAAACUGAAAGAGGAGAGACGCAGGUGGAAACAGCAGAUAAAGCAAAGCAGAAAAGCAGCGAGUCAGGAAAUGAAAAGAGCCUUGGAGGUACUAGCAAAGAGACGAGCAGUGAAGCUGAUGAUACAUUAGGGGAAGAAGCUGCAGGGAUAAUGGGAGGAAAGUGUGGGGAUAAUGGAGCGAAAGCUGAUGUAGACCUGCAGAAAGCGCCUGUGGACCAGCCUGGAAAUGCUGCCAAACCAGCAAAGGUUAUAGGAUUUCCAUCUCCCCUGAACAAGGCGCCAAAGAACGAGAACACAGUCCAGAUGGACUUAACCCCGACUGAAUACACUCUCCUGGACGGGGCUUUGAGAAACAGCCCACCCUCGCGAUCAUCUCCAGAGGCCCCGGUCAGCGCUGACGAGCAGACCGUAGAGCCCGCCACCCCUGAUUCACGGCCCAACAGUGCAGGCCACACUCCUUACUGUCUGUCCCCAGAUGAUGUGUGGUGCAAUAAAGACACUCUCAGCAGGUUACAGGCCCAGAUGGGUAACUUAGAGUCAGCUGAUGUCAAUGGAUCAUCCAAGCAAAGUGACGGGCAGCCCAAAAGCAACCCAGAGAGCUACACAACCAACAGAGAGAGGCAGCUAAGCUUCCUUUCUUUGGGUUCAUUUAAAGAGGGGCCGUCAGACCCUUCUCCAUCUUUGGCUACCACCACCACCACCACUACGCACUCCAUGCCAGCAGAGGUGAGCUCACCUCAGUCCACAGAGGUAGAUGAAUCCCUGUCCAUGUCCUUGGAGCAGGGACCCACCACUGUAAGCCAGAGAGAGGAUGACAGCGUUCAUAACUCCCACUCCAAUGGUGGCCAUUUUGCUGGGAUGCCUUUACCGGUAAAGAAGCCUCCCAGAUCUUCAGGGCAGGGUUCAGAGAUGGGGCGGCCUCCAGCUCCUAACGCGCUUCAUUUUGAGGUGUCAGCUCACGAUGUGGAUCUGUGUCUGGUUUCCCCCUGCGAGUUCAAGCAUCUCAAACAGCCCGACUCCAGCUCAGGUGCGAGCGAGACCUCCAGAGGAGCUCCACAUCAUCACAGCGGCAACAACAACAACAACCCCAAGGACACGUCGCCCAGCGAGUCAAACGCCCCCAUCUGCACGGAGGACUGCCCGUCCACCACAGCAGAUGGAGGUCUGGACUCGGAUGAGGAUGAGUCGUAUAGCGAGCCGUCUAACUCGCCCCACGAUCUCCGGUCCUGUCAGGCUCUGCCCCCGGACCCUCUACCAGCCCCUCUCAGAGACAGCCCGCCCCUGCCCCCACAUCCUGAUGCGUCCAUGCCCGUUCCUCAGUCUGACUUCGACGCUCACGGGAAGAAAGCUAAAGCGACUGGUAUGCGAGGGAAAAAAAAUCCAGCGGUUAUUGAGGCCUCCCAAAGAUCAGGCUCAGGGAAAAGCAGGACAGGGAACCAAAGUGGAGUCGCAAAGGGGAAUGUUUCUUCUACUCGUACGCCUUCCUCCAGCACCCGCUCAGCACCAGCAAAAUCCUCCCCCAAUCCAGUUUCUCCUCUCUCUCCCGUCACAGGCUCCAAGUCUCCCUCUGUUGGUGACGUCAGCGUGUUCGUGGACCUGGCCUAUAUUCCCUCUGGAGCCUCCUCUUCGACUGUCAGUGUGGACUUCUUCAGAUGCGUCCGCUCCUCCUGUUACAUCAUCAGCGGUGACAGUCAAGAGAAGGAAGAGCUAAUGAGGCAUACACUGGACGCACUACUGGAUGCUAAGAUGUCCUGGACUGACACUAUGCAGGUGACGGUGAUCCCUACCUUCGAGUCGGUGCCGAUGCAGGAGUGGUACCAGCAGACCCAGGAAAGGCAGAAGGAGCUGGGCAUCACCGUGCUGGGAUCCAACAGCACCGUCGCCAUGCAGGACGAGACCUUCCCCGCCUGCAAGAUAGAGUUUUGAGGAGUUGGGGAUGCAGCGAUGGAGGGUGAAUAUGAGCUGAAGGAUGAAACUGCGUGUGUAUGACGGGGACAGAAAUUGAAAUUUAAAAACAGAAAUUAUGGGGAAAUAAAGCGAAUAUAUGGCCCCUUUCUGCACGAACACAACUGACAUGGGACUUUCACCCAAUUCCCUCCUGGUUAAUCACUUCUUUGUGGGCUACUUUUGCAACAAAAAGCCCUUAUUUCUCUUUAUCCAAGGAGAAUACACAUUCCUGUGCAUGAUUUUUUUAGAGAGGAGAGGAGAUCACACUGGCUGCAAGAGAAGCAUGUCGGGCUGCAAACAUGUGGAGCCACAUGAAAGCUGAUGUUGUAGAUUAGUCAAUAUAGUUAGGGGUUAAAGGCACUUUGUGUAGGCUUGUUUUCUUAAUGCAUUCAGCACUGAAGUGUGAUUGUAGUGUGUGCUACGUUUAAGGGCCCAUUUUGCUGCUUUAAUGCAACAUUUAUCAGUCGACAUUAAACGACUACGGAUGCUCCCUAAUGGCAAGAGUUGUGGUCGCAUUGAAUUUCUUUUAUUAACUAAAUGAUAUUCGUCUGAUUAGCACAGAAGAUGUCUAUAUCGUAAAAAGAGAGUCUUACAUUGUACCUUUAAUGAAGUGGCGUUCACAGUGUGUGGUCAGGUGUUUGUUGUGAGCACUGUAAGCAGACAUGAGGUGAGCUGUGCUGUGUGUCGUACCUGCUUUUUAAAAAGUAUCGCGCCGCCGUGGCUUCACUGUUGACCUCCAGAUCUCCGCCGAGCAAACCAGAUUUGACGUAUCUGAUGUUGAGGCAUAAUCUGAGAUUACUGAAUCUGCAAAAAAACUAAUCUGUCAGCAGGGAUUAGAGUACCAGAUUAAAUUUAACAGCAUUACAGCAAUUAUCUUAUUUAGAAAAAAAAUGGUACUCUAGUUGUAAUCCAUUAGAAGUGCUUAAAAUCAGACUAAUCAGGAAUCAAAUAGCAAAUGCUUUUGUAAAAAUAGAUGUUCACUUGUUAAAGAAAA